Molecule: messenger RNA, 727 nt
Organism: Triplophysa dalaica
Lineage: Eukaryota; Metazoa; Chordata; Actinopteri; Cypriniformes; Nemacheilidae
Gene: fabp7a
Product: fatty acid binding protein 7, brain, a
Exons: 4
Coding region: 86-484 (132 amino acids)
Biological process (GO): fatty acid transport
Cellular component (GO): nucleus; cytosol
Molecular function (GO): fatty acid binding
Source: RefSeq, a predicted model, not a curated record
CUGCAUAGUGCAGACACACAGGGGACCUUGCAGCUGUUAUUUUAAUACACUUCGUGUUUAAUCUCUACAUUUUUAAAUUGUCAAUAUGGUUGAUGCAUUUUGUGCAACUUGGAAACUGGUUGACAGCCAGAAUUUUGAUGAAUACAUGAAAGCCCUGGGUGUUGGCUUUGCCACUAGACAAGUAGGCAAUGUUACCAAACCCACAGUUGUCAUCAGCCACGAGGGGGAUAAAGUUGUUGUUAAGACACUGAGUACCUUCAAAAACACUGAGAUUUCUUUCAAACUAGGAGAAGAGUUUGACGAAACCACAGCAGAUGACCGACACGUGAAGUCCACUGUAACUUUGGAAGGAGACAAGCUCGUCCACAUUCAGACAUGGGACGACAAGGAGACAAAGUUUGUUAGAGAAAUCAAGGAUGGCAAACUGAGUAUGACCUUGAAUUUUGAGGGUGUCCAGGCCGUCCGCACGUAUGAGAAGGCAUAAUGUCACACUGUUGGAUGUUUCAGGGUAACCCUGACAACUUAACGAAUUUAAAAGGGCAUUUUUACAUUGUAUUUUCAACUUUCAAGUUUUCCCCUUUUUAAAAAAUGUCUGACAUUUUUUUAAGACCUUUUAUAUGAAAUGCGUGUUUUGAAAAUUGCAGAAUGCCAUUAAUGUCGAUGAAAUGUAUAAUUGAAGCUUGCCUUCGUGUCAAACCGAAUGAAAUACAUACUUGGUGAAAUAUUA